Molecule: messenger RNA, 1359 nt
Organism: Peromyscus maniculatus bairdii (prairie deer mouse)
Lineage: Eukaryota; Metazoa; Chordata; Mammalia; Rodentia; Cricetidae
Source: RefSeq, a predicted model, not a curated record
ACUAUCCUGGCAAUGAGUAAAGAGAGGACAUAGUUUCUACAGAGUGAACUUGUCUGCUCCUGUUAUUUGGGUCUCUCAUCUCCUCCAGCAUGAUUCGACUGUGGCUCCCCGGAGGCUCCUGUGUGGCAGCUGUGGUCCUGACACUGAUGGUGCUGAGUCCUCCCGUGGCGUUGGUCAGGGACCCCCGACCUCGGUACUUGGAACAAGUUAAAUAUGAAUGUCAUUUCUACAACGGGACGCAGCGCGUGCUGUAUCUGGAGAGACGCAUCCACAACCGGGAGGAGUACGCUCGCUUCGACAGCGACGUGGGCGAGUUCCGUGCGGUGACCGAGCUGGGGCGGCCUGACGCCAAGUACUGGAACGGCCAGAAGGAUCUCCUGGAGGACAGGCGGGCCUCGGUGGACAAUUACUGCAGACACAACUACGGGGUUUUCGAUAGCUUCAUUGUGCAGCGGAAAGCUGAGCCCAAGGUGACUGUGUACCCGACAAAGACGCGGCCCCUGGACCACCACAACCUCCUGGUCUGCUCUGUGAGCGGCUUCUACCCCGGACACAUUGAAGUCAGAUGGUUCCGGAACGGCCAAGAGGAGAAGACUGGGGUUGUGUCCACCGGCCUGAUCCGGAAUGGAGACUGGACCUUCCAGACCCUGGUGAUGCUGGAGACGGUUCCUCAGAGUGAAGAGGUUUACACCUGCCAGGUGGAGCAUGCCAGCCUGACCAGCCCUGCCACAGUGAAGUGGAGUGAGUGGGAAGCUCCUGACCCUGAGACUCCCCGCCCACCAGGGAGGGGGCGUGGUUUACCCCAGCCUAUCAGCUCUCUGACCCUGAGACUCCCCGCCCACCAGGUAGGGGGCGUGGCUUAUUCCACAGGGAAUAACGCAUAAACUUUCCAAGUUACCAGCCUUUAUUCCUUACCUAGUUCAAUGUCUACACCCACUAUACUGCUGAUUAAGAAGGGAGCUACGUGGAAAUGUUCCCAAACAGAAAGUCAUUGAAAAAUAAAAUAAUUAGAAAGACUGAGUGAAAGUUCCGAGUGCCUCCUGCUAAACAUGUCAAUGAAGACAAAUAUCGCCAGCACAGCACACAGUAGGAGUGAGGUUCUCUGGCAAGAAAGUGUACCUCUAAAGUUUAGGCCAUGACCCCAGAAAGGAACUGAAACUAGAUGCACCUCCUCAGGACAGCAGCUAUCAAGAGUAAAGUGGAGCUGCUGGCCCAGGCUUUACUGGCCAUCCUACUCUCAGCCCUCGGGAGGCAGAGGCAGGCAGAUCUCUGAGUUCAAGGCCAGCCUGGUCUACAGAGCAAAUUCCAGGAAGGCCAGGGCUACACAGAGAAACCCCAUCCUGAAAAACAUCAACAACA